AUGGCCUUCCAAGCCGCAGAUGGCUUUGCCGGAGCCCGGCCCGGCUUCGUCUUCAAGAUGGGCCCUUCAGGCUUGGGUUACUACGCCGAGGGGGCCGUGGAGACGGUGGAGCGCUGGCAUUUUGGGCAGGUGGAGGUGGUGGUGCAGGUGGACGUGGCCAUGCGCAGCCUCACAGGGCUCCGCAUUUGGCCGGCGGCCCGGCGCCUGGCAGAGCUCCUAGCAAAGGACGCGCCGAGCGAAAGGAGAACCCGCCUGCAGGGCGCGCGGCUGCUGGAGCUGGGCGCCGGCUGCGGCCUGGUCUCUGCGCUCUGCGCCCAGCUGGGGGCGGCCGUCACGGCCUCCGACGGCGAAGACGCGGUGCUGCAUCGGCUGCGCCAGAGCAGCACGCUGAAUGCAAGACCCUUCGAAGUCAAGAAGCUGCGCUGGGGAGAAGAGGAGGCUCGGGAGACGGAACAUUUGGAUCCGGUGCGGACAUCGCCGUUCGACGUGAUCCUGGGUGCAGACAUCACCUACAACUGCAGCCAGCAGAGCUUGACGGCCUUGCUGGAUCUGAUCUCCUCUUUGGCAUGUGAGGCGACCGAGUCGCUGCUGGCGCACGGCCUGCGGGGCCACGAGCAAGCUGCGGCCUUGUGGUCGUCCCUGCAGGAGCGCUGGGGGGCCGCUGCGCGGAUCCUGGAUGGGCCGAUGCCGCCGUGGGCUGAGCGCAGUUUGGAGGAGGAGGAUCCAGUGCUGAUCUUCAGCUUGAAAGGGCCUGAGCUUACUUUUGCUGCCGAUGGUGCCAUGCCGGAUCCGGCGAGCCCGGUGCUGCGGUGGAUCAAUGCCGCACAGCUGCAAGGGCUGCUCAUGUUGAGUGACAGCACCAAGUGGCUGGUCUCGGGCACCGUCUUCGGUGUCCUGCUGUGGCGCAGAGACUGUGCGACCUGCUGGUGCGUCCUGGGCUCCGUGUGUGCGGCUUUGAACUGCAAGUGCCUAAAAUUCAUCAUCAACGAGUCGCGGCCUGCUGGUGCACGCAAGAUCGACCCGGGCAUGCCAUCAUCCCAUGCGCAAAGCCUAGGAUUCUUGUCCACCUACACCGCCCUGUCGCUGCUGGAUGGGACUUGCUGGCACGGGUUGUGCGCUGCCGCGAUCUGCGCGGGCGGUGGCUUUGGAUCCUGGCUGCGCCUACGCUUGGGCUUCCACACGUGGCCCCAAGUGGCUGCAGGAUUCGGCCUGGGCGCAUUGAGUGCGAUGGGCUGGCAGUACCUCUACGUGCGCCAGGUGCAGCGGCAUCUUCAAGAUUCCCUGCUGGUGUGGGGCAUCAAGGGCUCCACAGCCUUGGGGUCAGCACUGUUCGCGGCCAAGCUUCUGUAUGACAUGGCCAAAGAUGCUGGAGACCGUGACUGA
Molecule: messenger RNA, 1383 nt
Organism: Effrenium voratum
Lineage: Eukaryota; Dinophyceae; Suessiales; Symbiodiniaceae
Source: the annotation of a GenBank genome assembly